AUGGAUCAAGCCAUCACUGUGCAGGCCCAGGAUAUGACGGCCCAGGAUAACAGGAAGGAGGUUCAGCGGGAGAAACCACCAGCACUUGCUGAUCAGUUCUUGUAUUUUUCUAGCAGAGAGAACUUGAAAGAGUGGAGAAAACGUGAGAGAGAUGAGCGUGAGAGAGUGUUAAAAGAGGUGAGCAGGUUCCUUACACGGAUAUCAGAGGAAUUGGAGGAGGAGUGUCGGGCUGCAAUGCUUCAUGAUAGCAUGGACUUAUCCAGGCUGAUGGUGCAUGUCCAGCAGGUCGAGGACAACAGGAAGAAGAGGAGAGUCCGUGAGGUCAGGAGGCCUAACCCUUUUGACCAGACAGGUUCCAGCAGAGGUUGUGGCAGGAGCACUUUUGGAGUUCGUGAUCAGCCCAAAUUUAAGAAGGGGCAUCAGAGUUUAGGGAAAUCUAACUCUAAGAGGAGUGCAACACACAAAGGAGGCAGACCCCAGCCAAAGAAGGGCAAUGGAGGUGAUGUGCAGCGUUCAAGAAAGGAAUGUGGCAAUUGUGGCCAUAUUCACAGCGGAGAGUGCAAAAUUGGCACAAAUGCCUAUUUUUGUUGCGGAAAGAGCGGACACAUGGUCAUGGACGGUCCACAGAAUAGGGGUCAGGCUGGAGGUAAUGCUCAGUCUAGUCCUAAUCCCCAGAGUGCUACUACAGCCGAGCCUCCUAAGAGGAGCAUAUUCUACGCGUAUGAAUGA
Solanum pennellii is the source of this 729-nucleotide messenger RNA. RefSeq lists its product as uncharacterized. The transcript is spliced from 2 exons. The record is from RefSeq and is a predicted model, not a curated record. NCBI's taxonomy places the organism in Eukaryota, Viridiplantae, Streptophyta, Magnoliopsida, Solanales, Solanaceae. Bases 1 to 729 code for a protein of 242 amino acids.